CAUUGACAGACCGAUCAAAAAUCAAAACCAAUGACAUUGGUGAAAGCAAGUAGAAUUUUGCUUUUUGUCGUCAGAAGUUAUAAAUAAAUUAACACUGAAUUGAUAUUUACAGCAUCUUUUCAAUUAAAAUGCGUAAUUAAGUGAAACAAAGUGUAAGGUACGUUAUUGCAUGGCCAAAAAAGUAAUUGCUCAAGAAUAACCAUUGUCAUUGCCUUGAAUGACUAUAGUGUCAAAUGAAUAAUGGAACGUUAAUAGUUUUUGGAGAUUAAUGCAAAAAGUCGUGUUUGAUCAUUUCAACUAACUUAACAUUCUCAAAUUUAUCAAAGGAUGUAAACACUAUUGCUUACAGAUUGUAUUUCACCAACAGUGCGACAUGUUUUUCACAAAGUUUGAUAAGACUGAUAACUUCAUCCUGUUUCUUUUGUACAGCAUGCUCGUUUUCUUUGAUUUAAACAGUUUGUACCCGCAUGUGUAGUGUAGAUUUUAUAUUAUUUGGUGAAUUAAGCAUUUGAAAAUUAUUGCCACCAUGCAGUCCUGUGUUGGAGUGGAUACUUCGAGUAUGGGCUCUGUUUGGAAGAGACUCCAGAGAGUCAACAAAAGGGCUGCCAAGUUCCAGUUUACUGUGUCUUAUCAUCAGCUGGCUGUGGACUUUACAUCCAAAUGGGAACCUCACAAAUUAUUACUGGUAUGGUCGAGAAGAUCAAGAAGAGUAACAUCAGUGCCAAUGACUUGGGAAAGGACUCUUCAAAAUCCUUACAAAGGCUUAGUGGUGUGGCCUGUUCCUGACAACCAUCAAGUUGCAGUUACACUGUUCAAAGAUCCUAGAACAAAUGAACUGGAAGAUAAAGAUUGGUCUUUUUUCAUAGAAGAUGUGCCCCCAGCUGGAAAACGAAGACAACUGGCAGUUGCCCACGUCAAUAUGCGAAAAUACGCCAGUGUUGAAUCGACUCAAACUGAACUGCAAAUUAAUUUCAAACCGACUACCAAAAAAAUAACCAGUGCUAAAUUAGAUUGCACCCUUUCUUGCGUGUUUCUUAGGGAAGGAAAAGCAACCGAUGAAGAUAUGCAAUCGAUGGCUUCUCUAAUGUCCGUAAACAAUAACAGUGACGAUAUUGCGGCUUUAGAAGAUGUCGAAGAUGAUGACUUUUCUUUAAGCGAUAACGCUUUGAAAAACAGUAUGCACGAAGUUACUCAACAUCUUCAGUUAAUGACUAACAGUUUAUCAGCCGGAUCAGAUUUCGCUAGUACUCCGAUAAGUGUUGCCAGUAUUUUAUCAGAUGACAAAACGCCGACGGCCGAAACGUUUUCGCCUUUGAACGAGAAAGCCAAACUUCACGCGGUCCCUCCGCCAAAAGAGAGCGAUUUCCUUACGAACGAUAGCGAUUUUUACUCCGAACAGUGCAUGGAAACGUUAGAUAAUCUGGAACUCAUCGUCGAAGAAAGUGAAAGCGAGGUUGCCAAACCGCAAACUGACAGUAUAAAACCCAAAGUUGUAGAUGUUAAUGUAAAGAAGAAUGUCAAUUUACAUUUGCAGCCUUUGGAUUUGAAAGAACAGAUUGAAACGCCAAAGAGUCAGCAGAAAUUAAGUACACCAGGUCAAGAUUUACUAGAAUGGUGUAAGGAAAUGACCAAAAAUUAUUCCGGUGUUAAAGUUACCAAUUUGACCACUAGCUGGAGGAAUGGGAUGGCGUUUUUGUGCGUUAAUACAUCACUUUGAACCUGAUCUAAUCGACUUCGAUUCUUUAUCACCCCACGAUGUUAAAGGAAAUUGUAAGAAAGCAUUUGAUGCAGGCGAUAAACUCGGCAUACCCAGAGUCAUUGAGCCAUCAGAUAUGCAUAUGUUAGCAGUACCCGAUAAGUUGGCAGUAAUGACUUACCUCCAUCAAUUAAGAGCUCAUUUCACCGGCCACCAGCUCGAAGUACAGCAAAUCGGAAAAACUGCCGAAGAAUCGAACUACAUAAUAGGAAAAUUCAAUACGGAUAAGGAUACGGACAUCACGAAACAAGUAUUCGGUCAGGAAAUUUUGAAUUUGCGAAAAGCCAAGCAAAAUAAGAAACAAGAAAAUGAAAAAGAAUUAGAAAUGAAUCUUGCCAAUAAAUAUGAACAGAAAGGCGACGCUUCCAAACUUAGGUUACCGUUGAAAAUAACGAACGAGCCCGAUCCUGUUAGAGAAAAUAAGGAAAAAUCGCCUGGUGUUGGGAAGGAUGUGAAAAAUAUUUUCAAUAAGGUAAUAACUUCUCCUAUUAAAGACAACCAUGAGCAACAGAAAAAAGAAGAAAUAAAAAAACCAAUACUCAUGACUAGAAGAGAAUUGACAGAUCCUUUCGGUUCGGACGACGAGGAUUCCCCUCCGGCCGAUCAGAAAGCGACAAAUAAUAAAAUCGCGGAACUCAAUGGUGAUAUUAAUGGCAUUGAAGAUGUGGCUGAUAACAAUCAGAAAAGCGACGAUGUUUUUUCUGACUUGCCGAAACCAAAUUUGGUUUGGCUUGCAAUUAAAAAUUUUUUCGCGCACCUGCAGCAAAUACUCAUGAGGCAUACCGAGCAAAGAGAGAGGGCGCGGCAGUUGUUAGAGCAAGUGAAAAAGGACGGGUCCAAUCCGACUUCCCCCUCGAAGUCUGAAGAAGAAAGGCAAGCGCUUCUUCGAGAACGAGCGAAGAGGCUUAUUGCGGACGCAAGACGAGGUUCCGGUUCUACUACGGAAGUCAUAAGGAUCAGUCCGGAUUCGGUUAGAGCUUACGUAGAAGCCGACGAUAAAUUGAAGAAGUUGGAUAACGAAAUUCGAAUGUUAGAACGUCAACAUAGUACAGGGUCCGAGAAGAAUGGUAACAUAUAUGCUAGUUUACAUGGCUGUGAGGAACCCUCUAUUAAGUCUAGUCCGUUAGAAAAUGGUAGAGAAAGAAUUACUCCCGAUAGAUUACCAGAUGAAUUAGGUUUAAAAGAGAUGGGAAUAGAUGUACAUUCUUGGAUAGACAAAGAAAUGGAAGACCUGGAGCGAGAACAGCGCGCCAUCGACGAACAAGCCGCCAUUUUAGAAAAACAACUCAGAUCCGUCAUGGAAUCCAGCGAAAGUAAUGGAGAAGACGAGGAAGCGCUGAUGGCGAAAUGGUUCAUGUUUGUAAAUAAAAAGAACGCCUUGCUCAGGCGGCAGAUGCAACUUAAUAUAUUAGAAAAAGAAGCGGAUCUUGAAACUAGGUAUAAAAAGCUUAAUGCGGAACUUCAAGAAAUAGCAUCGAUCGAAGAUUGGAGAAAAACAGAAGAGCAACGUAAUAGAGAACAAGUUUUACUCGAGGAACUGGUUCAAAUAGUCAAUAAAAGAGAUGAAUUGGUUCAUCAUUUAGAUAAUCAGGAAAAAGCAAUUGAAGACGACGAGAUCAUAGAGAAAGAUUUAUCUCACAUUGAGUUACCAGCGAAGGAUAGCAACUGUGCGAUAUCCUAAACACGUAUCCGUACUAUUUUAUUUUAUUUUCGAAACGUCUGGUAUAAUUUGAAUUCGUGCGGUUUAGUUUGGGAGACUCGAAAUGCAAACAUUGGUGCUUUUUGUGAUAUAUUUAGUUAAAUCUUCCGGUUUCGGUAGUGGCCUCGAUUGUUACUUUUUAUUCAAAUUGUACCAAACGUUUUUUUUUUUUAAUAGUUAUUUAUUAUACUUUUUUUGUAGAUAAACUGCAAACGUUGGAGUCCCACCUGAUUCUUAUUAUUUAUUAUAAUGUAAAUAGAAAAAGUUCUCCAAGUUAUUUUUAUUAAUUUACGAUUGGUAAAGAUUACCAUUUCAUAGUAAAUUCGAAUUCUUUCGACCUAAAACCAAAAAAUUAAAAAUGGGACAAAUGAACUACUAAAGAGUAUGCCAAACUAGAGGUAGUGGAUUAUCUCAUGAACGAUGCAACACUGCAUGAAACUAUAGUUUGUAAAUUCGUGCAGUGUUAAGAUAAUCCACUUACUCUAAAAUAAUAUUUUUUUUAAUUAAUUCUUUUAUCAUUUUUUAAUAUAAACUUGAUAUUAAUCUUUUCACAAUUGUGUUUACGUACUUAACAUAUCAAAAUAAUAUAGAUAUUACUUUAUAUAAAGUUAGAAUAAGGUGGGAUUGCCGUACUUCCGGUUUCAAAAGACAUAGCUUUAAAUUAAUUUUGUAUAGCUCCACUAAGUUAUACUCGAUAGUUUUUUAUUUUUAAUAUCGUUUCUUGAAUAUACCAGAGUUACUUUAGUUGUGUACAUAGAAAUAUUAUUUUAACGAACAUGUGAUGUAAGUAUUUAUUUAUUUGUUUGAUUGCCAUUGCUUGUAUAUUAUAUAUAAUUUGAUUAUAUCCCGAAAAAAUUAGAUUAAAAAAAAAUAAUGUGGCUGUUAACGUAAGCUAUCCAUCCGAGUAGUGCAAUAUUUCAGUAAUUUCCUAAGACUUCCAUUUGGAAUAUUUUCUAAUGUGACUAUUUUGAAUAUGAUGAGUAAAAUUAGUAAUAUUUGCACUGAACUUUAGUCUAUUUUUGGUAUUUGAAUGUUUGGAAUAUUAUGUGCAAAUCGAGGUUUGUAAUUUUCCUCAUUUGAAUUGUUUUUAUAGGAAAAAUCUAAAUUCUGUAUAAGUUUAGAGAGGGGUUAUAAAAAUUAAAGUUUCAUUCAUUUUUAUUUUAAAACCAAUUAGCUAUUCAUUGAUAUCCUUCAAUUUAUCCCUUCACAUGCUUCACACUACAUGUCUCUUCACUCCUAAUCUACAACUGAACCGUAUUGACACAGGGCGAAACAACAUAAAAUUAUUUUUUUAAGGAUUAAUUAUGUUUUUAAAUUAUUAAAAUGAGACCUUAUUUCUUUAGUGACUUUUGAGUAAGUUAAUAACGUUACAUUAGGUAUGUAAUCAUAAGAUUUUAAAAUAUACAGGGUAAUCUAACUAUUUUAUAAUUUUACUUACAGAAUAUAUCAGUAUACACAUCAUUUUUCGAUAUAAGUGACAAGUUUUUAUACAGGGGACAAUAAAGUUGCAAAAAUAUAGUGUGAUUUAUUCGUGAAUCAACCUGUAACAGUAAAUAUCGUAAACUGUCCCUUUUUAUGGACAUCUGACCAAAACUUAUAUUAAUCUUAUACAUAUAUAUUUAAAAAAAAAAAAAAAACUAAAAUCAGCAAUUCUUCACUUUAACGCCCUGUAUCUUAAAAAUUAGUCAUAAUAUCUGAUUUAAAAUUCACAUCUCAUAAAAAGGUUGUAAAAGCUAUAUAUACUGUAAAAUUGGUUACAUUUUACCAUGGAAAUUUUUAGAAAUUUGAAAAACAUGAAAAUUUAGUUAAAUGCCAAGUAUGCAAAAACGUAUAAAGAUAGAAAAUUGAGACGAGUAUCAUUAAAAAGAGAGGAAAAUUACUGUAAUAUAAAGUAUUUUGAAAAUCGAUUAAGAAAGACAUCAAUUUUUAAUUUAAGUGAGAGACUUCAAAAAUUUAGAAAAAUGUCUAGUAUACAUUAACGUAUAAAGAUAGAUAUAGUAAAUUUUCGUCUCUUUUUGAUGGUACUUGUCUCAAUUUUCUAUCUCUCCCCGUUUUUGUAUACUUUACGUUUUACUAUAUUUUAGGAGGUUUUUGACGUCUCUCCCUUGAAUUAAAACUUGGUGUUUUUUUCAAUCGAUUUUCAAAAUACUUUAUUUUAUAGUAAAUUUUCGUUUCUUUUCGAUGGUACUUGUAUGAAUUUUCUAUCUCUCUCUUUUUUUAUGUACGAGGCAUUUUACUAUAUUUUGGCUUGUUUUUGAGGUCUCCCUUGAAUUAAAACUUGAUGUCUUAUUAAAUCGAUUUUCAAAAUACUUUAUUUUAUAGUAAAUUUUCGUCUCUUUUCGAAGGUACUUGUCUCAAUUUUCUAUCUCUCUCCUUUUUUGUGUACGGGGCAUUUUACUAUAUUUUAGCUUGUUUUUGAAGUCUCUCCCUUGAAUUAAAACUUGAUGUCUUUCUAAAUCGAUUUUUAAAAUACUUAAUUUUAUAGUAAAUUUUCGUCUUUUUUCGAUAGUACUUGUCUCAAUUUCGUAUCUCUAUCCGUUUUAGUAUACAGGGUGUUUUUCUAUAUUUUAGCUUGUUUUUGAGGUCUCUCCCUUGAAUUAAGACUUGAUGUCUUUCUGAAUCGAUGUUCAAAGUACUUAAUUUUAUAGUAAAUUUUCCUCUCUUUUCGAUGCUACUUGUCUCAAUUUUCUAUCUCUCUUUAUUUUUGUAUACGGGGCAUUUUACUAUAUUUAAGUUCGUUUUUGAGGUCUCUCCCUCGAAUUAAAACUUGAUGUCUUUCUAAAUCGAUUUUGAAAACACUUUAUUUUAUAGUAAAUUUUUGUCUCUUCUUGAUGGUACUUGUCUCAAUUUUCUAUCUCUAUCUGUUUUUGUAUACGGGGCGUUUUACUAUAUUUUGGCUUGUUUUUGACGACGUCUCUCCCUUGAAUUAAAUUUUGAUGUCUUUCUGAAUCGAUGUUCAAAGUACUUAAUUUUAUAGUAAAUUUUCCUCUCUUUUCGAUGGUACUUGUCUCAAUUUUCUAUCUCUAUCUGUUUUUGUAUACGGGGCGUUUUACUAUAUUUUACCUUGUUUUUGACGUCUCUCCCUUGAAUUAAAACUUGAUGUCUUUCUGAAUCGAUGUUCAAAAUACUUUAUUUUAUAAUAAAUUUUCGUCUCUUCUCGAUAGUACUUGUCUCGAUUUUAUAUCUCUCUCCGUUUUUAUAUACGGGGCAUUUUACUAUAUUUUAGCUUGUUUUUGA
Molecule: messenger RNA, 6692 nt
Organism: Psylliodes chrysocephalus
Lineage: Eukaryota; Metazoa; Arthropoda; Insecta; Coleoptera; Chrysomelidae
Source: the annotation of a GenBank genome assembly